GCUGCGUACACAACUCUGACGAGAAUUUGCAACGCAUUUAUUUACAUAUUCACCAUGAAUUUCAUCCAGGAUCAAUUCGGUCUUUUGUACUUGUCUCCUCGGACGCAAAAGUUGGUUCCCAUUCCGCUAAAAUCUGUGAGCAUUACGGCCUCCGUGGUCCACGCGGUCGCACAGGUGGAAAUCACACAGAUUUAUGCAAACUUUGAAGACACCCCGAUCGAAGCGGUGUACAUAUUUCCGGUCGAUUGUAACGGUGCGGUCACACAUUUUAGGGCGGACUUGGAUGGGAAAAGUAUACAGGGCGUCGUUAAAGCCAACGAGGAUGCCCAAAGGGACUACGACGCUGCCGUUUCGAACCAGCAAACCGCAUUUCUUGGUGGGGAAGUUAAGCAGGAUAUUUUCAAGCUAAAAAUCGGCUUCUUAAAACCAAACUCGAUCGCAAAAGUUGUAGUUGGUUACGUUACCGAGGUUAACAACGACCCGGACACUAAUUCCAUCCGAUUUUUCAUGCCCACCACGGUGGCGCCGAGAUACGUCCCGGGAUCCGAAACGGAUCAAAGAUCCACCGAUUUGGCGGGAAUGUCCCACUCUGCCGAUCCACCGGCUCCAUUGAGCAUUAAAGUCGUUGCGGCCAUCCAAGGCGGGAUAAAAGCCGUCCGAAGUUUAUCCCAUCAUAAAAUCCGGGUAGAAUCAAGAGGUCCAAUUCCGGAGAGGAUAGGCUGGACAAAAGCUGUCGUCACUUUGGUUGACCACGUGACAGAAAUGGAUAGAGAUUUCGUCCUCCUCGUCCACCGGAGGAAGCCGUGAUGCAACCCAGGAUUUACACAGAGACCCUUUAAAACGGCUCAACCGCCAUGAUGGCUCACUUGCUACCGAGUUUUUCUCUAAAGGAAGGAAAAACCGAGUUUGUCAUUCUCCUCGACCGGUCUGGUUCAAUGGACGGGAAUUGUAUUCGUAUGGCUAGAACGGCUUUGCAGCUAUUCCUUCACUCAAUGCCGGCCGACUUCUACUUCAACAUAAUCGGAUUUGGUAACAGUUUUCAAGUGCUGUUUUACAAUGGCAGUCGGAAAUACAAUGAAGACACGUUGCGUGACGCGAAUUGGCAUGCACAACAUUUAAACGCGGAUCUAGGCGGGACUGAAAUCUUGGCUCCCUUAUCCAAGAUAUAUUCCUAUCCGUGCAUUCCUGGCUACACCAGACAAGUAUUUGUCCUUUCGGAUGGCGAGGUCAGCAAUACGGAAGAAGUUAUCAGUUUGGUGAAACAGAAUUCUUCCAAUAGUCGCUUAUUCGCACUUGGAAUUGGUUCCUCCUGUUCGCGCCAUUUGAUUCAAGGAAUCGCAGAUGCAGGCAAGGGAACCUCCGCAUUUGUCGAAAAUGAACAAGUGAUUCAUUCCGCGACGCUGAAUCUUUUGAAAAAUGCGCUACAACCGUCGCUGAAUGAUGUUAAAGUUGAAUGGGUUGGCGUAUCAGAAGAGGAGCUAAACCCUGCCAUGACCUUGUGUGGAUAUAACAAACCUUUGCAUCCUACCGCAAAGUUUUUACAAUCACCGAAACGGAUCCAGCCAAUAUUUGAUGGACGUCAGAUGGUCGUACUUGCCAUAUUUCCACCCAGUUUGGUACAGCCAAACGGAGUGAAAAUUACAGCUACAUCACCCGAUGGACCAUUGACUUUGAAAAUCAGUGUGAAUCCGAAUUCCGAAACUUCCGAAAUCUUAAUGUUACACAAACUUGCGGCAAUUAAACUCGUGCGAGAAUUAGAGUUGGAAAGAUUUUCACAGCCAAUGAAGCAGCAAAUUAUAGCACUUGCUGUUGAGCAUGGUCUUACCUCAAAGUACACGUCGUACAUAGCUGUUGAUCACUUGGGUGACCACUAUCCAGGUCCUAUGCAGAGACGAAGUGUGCCAUCUCAAUACCCGGUUGACCAAGGAAUCCAACACAAAUUCAGGCAAGGCACUAUAAACACGAGAUGGAUCCCCAAAUCUACAUCCUCCAUCCAGAACGCGACCAGGGACACUUAUCAACUCCAGUUUUCUACCAGAUGUCUCCCAACUAGAUCGAGAUCUCGAUCUCGUUCCCGUAGCACAGAAAGAAACCGGGCAUUACAAGAGUACCAGGAUGACAUUGAAUUUGACAGUCUCGUUGUCCGGAGCGAGGAGGAGGGUAAUGAUUGCGGCGCAGAUCUGGCUAGUAUUCCAUACCAGCGGGUCAUUCAUAAAUCGGACUCCAAUUCUGCAACCUCUCUUAUUCUAAGAGUCGUUAAUUUGCAAAGUUUCGAGGGGUAUUUUACACUAAAUGAGGCCUUAUGCAGUGCUAUAAACAUCUCUUAUCAUGAUGUCAUCAAUGAAAUAAUUGGUAAAACAUGGCCCAAAAAUGUUUUUGCUACCUUGUUAGCAAUACAUUUUCUGCGAGGUCUUCACCAGUGGAAGGACUUAUGGGAACUUGUCGCAACAAAGGCGAUGAAAUGGAUGGAACAAAAUUGCACAAGUGUCGAAAUAAUGAAGGACAUGGAAAUUGCUACCAAAAAACUUACAAUGCGCAAGGAAACAGGCAUCUGAAUUAGUGAUGCAAUUCACGUAGUGUUUAGUAAUAAGCAUUACAAAUAAAACUCGUGUACAAAAUUGCAUGCAACGUUUAGCAAAAAAUUUAGGGGACAAAAUUACUAAAAAUUUGUUCCAGCAACAUACACACUUUCAUGGUAAGAAUACUUAUGCUGUUUAAACUUUAUGACAAUGGUUGUGAAAUUUCGAUUGUUAUAUAAUGAAAUAAAUU
Folsomia candida is the source of this 2769-nucleotide messenger RNA. RefSeq names its product von Willebrand factor A domain-containing protein DDB_G0292740-like. Bases 855 to 2555 code for a protein of 566 amino acids. NCBI's taxonomy places the organism in Eukaryota, Metazoa, Arthropoda, Collembola, Entomobryomorpha, Isotomidae. The record is from RefSeq and is a predicted model, not a curated record. The transcript has 11 exons.